Messenger RNA from Mytilinidion resinicola, 722 nucleotides. RefSeq lists its product as uncharacterized. The coding region runs from base 201 to 662 and encodes 153 amino acids. Lineage: Eukaryota; Fungi; Ascomycota; Dothideomycetes; Mytilinidiales; Mytilinidiaceae. The transcript has a single exon. The record is from RefSeq and is a predicted model, not a curated record.
AUCUGCCGGAUUGCUCUGGAGCGGGCGCGACUGUUGAGGCGGGCGGUGGUGGAGAUCGAGGGGGAAAAGAGAAGUGAAGUGCUCCGCCACUAUUUGGCUAGGCCCUAGUUUGUCAUGCACCAAGUCAACCGCUGGCGAAUGAACCAGGGGAGCCAUUGGCGAUCACUACGCCACGCUAACUCACACUGCAGCGAGUUUCGAUGUCUUCAGCGCCACCAUCUUCGGUGGCCCCAGGAGCAUGGGCGGCAUCAUAUCCAACAAUACCGACCGUACUACCCGCGCCGCUUGCGCGUCACUUGUCGAUAUUCGGAACGCGAAAAGAGAGCAAGAGCAGGAUGAGGUUGCGCACUUUAGAUCCCCUGAAUCCACUGCGUCCAGGUCCUGGCUCUUGCCCGUCCCGGCAUCCAAUAUUCAUGGCUGAUAAUCUCUCACGUCCUGCCAUGCCUUCUAAAACUCUGGGCAAUGCCCCAGACGGACGGUUCAUCUCUGAGAUCGACAGCUCACGCUGUCAAACAUACCGAUCGGCUGGCGUUCCAGCGUUCCGGCUUUGUCGAGCUGUAGCUCACCAAUUACAUCUCCGUGGUCCUCCUUACGAUAUACCCUCUUCCUCAUAUCCGUGGCUCUGGGGCUCCAACUCCGAAAGCCAUUUGAGACAAUGCUAGCAUCGAAGCUCGUUACCGACCCUCCCGUGCAGUAACUGACCACUUACAUCUCUGCCGUCA